AUGAAAGUAAUCACCCUGGAGCAAUCCUCAACCAGAUUCCAAAACUUAAUGUACAUGAGAGACUUUUUACUGGAGUAAAAUCCUGUGGAAACAAUAAGUUUGAAAAAGGCCCACAUAAGAGCUCACACUGAAGGGAGACCUUAUGCAUGUAAAGAAUGUGGAAAAGCUUUUAAAUACUUUUCCAAACUUAGAGUGCAUAUAAGAAUUCACAUUGGACAAACACCAUAUGGCUGUGGAAAAAAUGGAAAAACCUUCAGAUCUCCCUCAAACCUUUGGGCUCAUAGAGAAACUCAUACUGUCGAGAAAACUCAUGCUUGUAAAGAAUGUGAAAUAUCCUUCUCUUCUCCCUCUUCACUGAGAAAACACAUGAACGUCCACAGUGCAGAGAAAGCCUAUGAAUUGCAUACUGGAGAGAAAGCCUACAAAUGUGUGGGAUGUGGGAAAGCUUACAGGUGGCCCUCAGACCUUAGGAUUCACAUGAGAACACACUCUGGAGAAAAGCCUUAUGAAUGUAAACAAUGUGAGAAAUCCUUCAGUGCUCCCUCAUCCUGUAAGGGACACAUGCUAACUCACACUGGGGAGAAACCCUAUACAUGUAAUGAAUGCAGAAAAGCCUUCAGUAGUCCUCCAUCCUUCAGAACACAUAUGAAAACUCACACUGGAGAGAAACCCUAUACAUGUAAGCAUUGUGGGAAAGCCUUCAGGUGGUUUUCAUCUUUUCAAGGACAUUUGAGAACUCACAGUAGAGAGAGAUUCCAUGCAUGUCAGGAAUGUAGUACAGCCUUCAGGAGACUCUCAUCCUUACACAGACAUGUGAGAAUUCACACUGUAGAGAAACUCUCUAAAUGUAAGCAGUGUGGAAAAACCUUCAGUAGUCUGCUCUCCUUAAAAAAAGGACCUGAGAACUCACAUAGGAGAGAAACUGUCAGUAAGUAA
Molecule: messenger RNA, 936 nt
Organism: Galeopterus variegatus (Sunda flying lemur)
Lineage: Eukaryota; Metazoa; Chordata; Mammalia; Dermoptera; Cynocephalidae
Product: zinc finger protein 791-like
Exons: 3
Cellular component (GO): nucleus
Source: RefSeq, a predicted model, not a curated record